ACUCCUUGCCUUGGUGCCUUGGUGACUAACUCAUUUUGUUUUCCAUUCUCGUUUCUCCCUUUCGUCACAGAUGAGGAAAUCGACGUUGUCUCGCUUAACGACAAGAAGCUGCCGACGAAUCCCUCGGACCGCGAUCGUCGCGUCCUCCAGACGAAGGUGGCCAACAAAAUCUCGAGCGACAAUCGCAUCGUGGUUCAUCGCUCGUCCAGGCGCUAUGAGCUGCCCUAUACGCCGGCCAGCAGCAGUCCCGUUAAGUCUGUGGCCAACUCUCGCUACCCGUCGCCCUCGAGCACGCCCUUCCAGGGCGCAGGCGCAGGCGCAGGGGUAGCCACCUACUCGCCCGAGAGCAGCAGCAGCAGCGACUGCCUAAGUCCGCCCUGCGUCAUUGGCGUGGCGCCGCUCGGCAAGAAGAACCGCAAGCGCUUCUACAUGCCCGACUGCAACGAGUUCUUGCUGGCGGCGUCCAAGCGUCAGGCACGUUCCUAUAUGCUCGCCAAGCAGCGCCCGCGGAAGCGUGGGAAGUUCAGCUCAAACGGCUUCGAUGCCAAGGACGUCCGCAGCGUCUUGUCGAAUGGCAGCAACUGCACCAGCAUUGGCACCAUCACCAGCAGCAGCAACAGCAACGUCAGCAACGUCAGCAGCAGCAGCAGCAGUAGCAGCAGCAGCAGCAGCAACAGCAGCAGUCACAGCCACAGCAUCAACAGCAACGCGCUGAAACGCCAUCUGAGCGUCGACGAGGCGGAUACGAUUGAGAAGCGUAAUCUGCAUAACGAUAUGGAGCGUCAGCGUCGCAUCGGACUCAAGAAUCUGUUCGAGGCACUCAAGACGCAAAUACCCAAUAUUAGGGACAAGGAGCGUGCGCCCAAGGUGAACAUCCUGAGGGAGGCGGCCAGGCUCUGCGAGCAGCUGACCAGCGAGGAGCGGGACCUGAACGUCAAACGUCAGCUGUUGAAGGCUAAGCUCAAGCAGCAGCAGGAGCUGUUGGCGCGCCUGCGCAUGAGUCUGAGUAAGAAUGCCGCUGAAUGAUGAUAGCCCUAAAAGAG
Drosophila navojoa is the source of this 1043-nucleotide messenger RNA. RefSeq names its product myc protein-like. The record is from RefSeq and is a predicted model, not a curated record. NCBI's taxonomy places the organism in Eukaryota, Metazoa, Arthropoda, Insecta, Diptera, Drosophilidae.